Myotis davidii is the source of this 445-nucleotide messenger RNA. It is a transcript of the gene RPL37, whose product is annotated as ribosomal protein L37. Gene Ontology annotation, biological process: translation. The transcript has 4 exons. The record is from RefSeq and is a predicted model, not a curated record. Bases 106 to 399 code for a protein of 97 amino acids. NCBI's taxonomy places the organism in Eukaryota, Metazoa, Chordata, Mammalia, Chiroptera, Vespertilionidae. Gene Ontology annotation, cellular component: ribosome; cytosolic large ribosomal subunit. Gene Ontology annotation, molecular function: RNA binding; structural constituent of ribosome.
CGCACCGCGCCCGCCGGAAGUACUUCCCUGAGCGGAAGCUUCUCUGCGCGAUAUAGCGGAAGUGUCUUCUCUUCCGGCCUUUUUGGUCUCGGCGGCAGAAGCAAGAUGACGAAGGGGACGUCCUCGUUCGGCAAGCGCCGCAACAAGACGCACACGCUGUGCCGCCGCUGCGGCUCCAAGGCCUACCACCUGCAGAAGUCCACGUGCGGCAAGUGCGGCUACCCCGCCAAGCGCAAGAGGAAGUAUAACUGGAGUGCCAAGGCCAAGCGACGGAACACCACCGGGACGGGUCGCAUGCGGCACCUGAAAAUCGUGUACCGCCGGUUCAGGCAUGGAUUCCGUGAAGGAACAACUCCUAAACCCAAGAGGGCAGCUGUUGCCGCAUCCAGUUCAUCUUAAGGAUUUCAGUGAUUAGUCGCGCAAUAAAUCUCGGUUUUCAAAAAUA